AUGAAGGCGCUCGAGGCACGCGAGGCUGCAGCCGCUCAGUUGGAAGCCAUGCUUGAGCAACAAGGAGCUCAGAAUCAGCAAGUGGAGGAGGGAAUGAAUGGCUUGGCAGAACGAGAGAGCAAAGUGUCAACAAGGGAGGCUGAGUUUGAGCAAUUGUGUGCUGAGCGUAUGAAGGCGCUCGAGGCACGCGAGGCUCAGCUCGCACGAGCCAGUCUUGGAGACGGUCUCACAGCGGAGCUGGCAGCCUUAGAGGGUCGAGAGAAGGAGUGCACCGAACGGGAGAAAGCCCUGGAGGUGCGGGAGGCCGCGACAGCCGCAGAUGCCAAAGUGCACGGUUGUUUUUACCAAGAGUUAGAUGAACAGAAGCAGCUGCUGGCCGAGCGCGAGCAAGCAGCUCUUGAACAAGAAGCUUUGUUGGAGAAGCGGGAGCAGGCCAUAGAGGAGUCCGAGUCCAAGUUGGAACUGCAGAAAAAGGAACUCCAACGACUUGAGGAUGGUUUGCGCAAGCGAGAGACCCUCUGCGCAGAGCAAGAGAAAGAAGGAAGACGGGCCAGCGCUGCAGCUGCAGCAACUGCAAAGGAGGCCCGGCUCGGGGCACAAGCAUCCCGUCAAGUGGAGCAAGUACAACAAAAUUUGGCCACGGCGAGCACAAAGAUGGCGGCCAGAUCGAUUUCAAACCUUGAGGCAGGAGUGACAGGAGGUGGAGUUGCUGGUGCGAUUGCCGCUUUGUUGCAGGAUGUGGAAUUGGGAGAGCGUUCCGGAGUGUCUUUGGUGGAUUUGGGUCUCAGUGACAUCGCUGGAUUGCCCGAAGCAGAUAAGUUCAUGCAGUUACUCUCAGCUUUGAUGGCUGUUCGCGCAGAUGCACGACUGAUCGUCUUCGGACUUUGGCUUUUGUGCUUUCCAUCCAACAAUGACCAGGAAAAUGCCUAUGAUGACUCGCCGCGGCAUGCGACGACGAGCAAUGGCAAUCUUUGGCUACGGAUUUCGAACCAGGCCAGCAGGCUUGAGCUAGUAAAUACUAGCAGUGGAAAAAGAGAAAUCAAGAAGCGGCCGUACACAUCUGCAAUGCUGCAGAGUUGGAAUAAGUUUUGUCUCACUGGUGGAGUGGUCGAGAUGUCUGCAAAAUUUCCCGGCAGAUCCGACAUCCCAGGACUUUGGCCCGCCUUUUGGCUCUUGGGAAAUCUCGGGCGAGCGACGGUGGAGGCAUCCAACAACAACGUAUGGCCAUUCACCUACUCGCAGUGUCCGUCCGAAAAUCUGGAAAAGGCCAAUCAAGAUCCUCCGAAGCAGCAGAGGAUCAAUGAAUGUUUAGGUGACAAUUGGACGCAGCGUUUCGGGCUGCACCCACAUCAAGGCCGAGGGGCUUUGGAGAUAGAUAUUCUGGAGGUGCUGCCAGGCAACCAUGCUCCGAACUACAAAAAGGAGAAGGUUGACACGGGCAUUUGCAAGCCCCAGACAGAAAUCCUCUAUAGCAAGUUGGACAUUCCUCGGCCGCAUUUGCUGAAUACCUUGCAAGCGGCCCCUGGCAUUCCAUUUUUGGCCGAUCAGCGGCCACCUUCUCCUCCACGUCUCAAUACCACUUGCGUCCCAGAAUGGGGCACUCAAUGGUAUGAUGGCUUACGACCAGAAGUUCCUGGAGUCUAUGGAAGCAGUUCAACCAUCAAUUAUCACAACUACGGCAAGUACAUUGUGAACAUCAACCCUUGGACAGAUGUGGAGAUCCAAGUGGAUUCCAUCGGUGCCUUGACGGGCCUUGAUGAGGAUGCCUUCAGUCAGCACCACGCCCUCCGGCAGAAACGCUUUGAGACACUCAUGUCGGACCCAAGUGAGAUCAAGUUGUCCCGCCAAGACAAGCCAGAGAGAAAGUUCUUCGAAAAUCCACUGACCUGGUGGAAGGGCACUUCACUUCGAUGGAACACAGAUGUGACCAUCUGGAACGGAACGGGAGAGGCUGAAGCCCUGUGUGAGCUUUUUGUGGACAACUUGGGAUCUCUACUUGGAACGACUGGCGCAUGUGUGGGAACAAUUGGCUAUGGCAUUGUGGGAAACCUACCUCCCUUCGCCGGCGGCUACGGAACAGCCAUUGCCGAAGAAUGGGAAAAGGUUUACUUCUCGCGCAACAUCCCAGGAUGUGCAUUUGCGAUGCUCCUUGGAAACCUUUUCUAUGCUUGGCAGUGUGGACGUUUGGGAAGCAAGGAAGGCCGGAAUGACGUCACUGCACAGCCCUAUGGCAUCAAUACCACCGGCGUGUACAUCACUUUGUUCGCAAUCCAGCUGGAGGCUUUGAUUUCUGCUGGCUUUAUGUUCCAACCAGCUGCCGAAGCAGAUAGCGAUGCGAUCCGCGCGGCAGCUGUGAGUGCUGCUGACCAUGCUUGGAAAAUCUCGGUGGCCUGCAACUUCGUGUUGGGUCUUUUCGAGAUGCUCGGGGCCUUUAUUGGAGAGAGUAUUCGAAAAGUGGCACCCAUGGCGGCUUUCUAUGCCCCCAUGAUGGGUGUUGGCUUUGUUUACUUGGCAUUUGUGCCAAUGUUGGCAAUCUCUCAAGAACCAAUGAUGUGCCUGAUCCCAUUGCUGAUUGUGUUCAAUGGCUUCUUUGGUGGAGUCCGAUAUCACAUCUACAAGAAGCUCACCAUCCCCAUUGGGCUCAUGGCAAUUUUGGCAGCGGUCAUUGCCGGCUGGUCUGGAGCAUGUGCGCGAGAAUCUGGAACAAUCGGUGCCAUGAAGUAUGGCUACACCUUGCCAUAUUUCGAUUCAACCAAGGUCACUUGCACAGGCACUUCUCAGUCAGAGGCUCAGCGUGCCUGGGAUACCUACGCCUUUCAGCCGAAUGUUCUUGCAAACUCUGUCUUUGUCGGACUAGGCGGUUUUGCAGAUAUCGGAAGCUUCAUGACCACCCUCUUCCUGGUUGGUGUGGUAGGCUUCGUCGGCACCAUGAGCUGUGUGGAGAGUGCGUCUGCAGCAGGCGAUGAUUACCCUAUGGCCGAGACAAUGCUUGUGGAUGGCGCUGGCACUUGCAUCGGUGCAUUGUUUGGAUCUUUCUACUCAACCACUGUCUACAUUGGACAUCCCAUUCACAAGGCUUUGGGGGCCAAGCGUGGCUUCAGCCUCAUCAACGGCAUUAUCUACUUCUUCCUGCUCUUGUCUGGAUUGUUUGCUGCCUUGUACCAGUCCAUUCCGGAGUGUGCCAGCGGCUCCAUCCUAGUCUUUGUUGGACUGCUGUUGGGCCGUCAAGCAUUUGAAGAGACGCCGCCACGACAUUAUCCAGCCUUGUUGCUGAGCCUUUUCCCAUACAUCUGCAAUUGGGCCAAGCUCAGCAUGAGCAAUGAAGGUGUUUUGAUGAUGGGUCAAGCCGGAGGCCUUAUGUUCAGCGUUGUUCUCACGUGGCUUUUCUGCUUGUGCAUCGACCGCGACUUUUGGAAGGCUACCUUGCUUUCCUUCGUGGCGAUUUUCCUCUCGCUAUUUGGCUUCUUCGCUUCCCACAAUGCUGCCAAUGAUGAAGUGCCACCUACAGAAGGUGACGAGAAGAUUGGCUUCUACGGCAUGGAGGAGCGAAACAUCAAUGUUCAGACAACACCAGAGCACAUCCAGAAAGGCGGCGGCAAUGAAUAUUUGCACAAGCUGUGUAGGACUUUGCCAGCCACCUACGAGGUGGAUUACAUCCGAGUUUUCCAGACGAAGGAUCAACAAGCUGAAGAUCGCCAAGGGUGCUCACCUAAGGUGGCACCAACACAAGGGUGGAUCGACACUCAGCGUUCUCGAUAUGUGCUACCCAACUUCGAUGCACCGCUGCAGCCGGUGUAUGCCGGUGGAGGACGGUGUCAAACAGAUGCCAACUGCGGCUCCAACUCAGGGAGCGGCGCUUGUUCGGACGGCGUGUGCAAAUGUACCAACGGCUGGACGGGUCCCAGCUGCCUCGCUCGCAUGGCCGGGGCGGCCCUCCGCUGCCGACCGCUGGAGCUGACACUUGUGGGAGGUGGUCCGUGCUUCGUGAAUUCCACGCAUGACAAUUGCGGGCGAGGCACGUGCAUUGAGAUCAAUCGCCCAUGGGAUGCGCCAUGGCAGACCGUUGAAGGUUUACAUCGCUUCAGCCCCGUGGGAACUGGAGACGGUCAGAGCAAGACCGAGGCAAAGAAGACCGAUCAGUGUGUGCCAGAUUCGAGCCUCAGUUCGCCUAAGCUUGAGGCUUUGAUUACCAAGCUUUGCCGCAACUGGCUCAUGGGCAAGGAGACCAUCGAGAGAGACGCUUGGAGAGAUGACGCGAGACAGACUGGAGCUCUGAUGGUAAAUAUUCUCAAUGUGGCUCAUGGCCCCGCUGUAGGCUUUUGCAUCCAGGAUUUCACAGGCGCUUGGACGAACAGGGCCGAGAGAUUUGCUUUGAAGAUGAAGCGCAGUUUGACAUCCUCCUUGGAGUUGCAGCCCGGCUUGAACAUGGCAGCAAUGCGAGUCGCGGCGCAGUCUUCCGCUUUCGAAAAGGUGGACUGCUUUCGCGAAGGUCAGAGCGAGCGGCAGCAAAUGGGCGUGGAGCUUAGCGCGCUGCAAAGGAAACACUCCAGGUUUGACUUUAAAAGAGAUGACAGCACAGACGACACGGACACAGAUGACGAGGUCAAUGGAUUCUCUGGGAGUGACAGCGAGGAGUCCAAGUAG
This is a messenger RNA of Durusdinium trenchii, 4644 nucleotides long. Lineage: Eukaryota; Dinophyceae; Suessiales; Symbiodiniaceae. The record is from the annotation of a GenBank genome assembly.